GAAAGAGUUGCUCGUCAUUUCAAAAAAAGAAAAGAAAAAAAAAGGAAAGAGUAGCUCGUCUCAAAGAGAGAGAGAGAGAGAGAGAGAGAGGAAAGAGUAGCUCGACCAAACAUCCCAAUCCAUGGCGACGGCGUGUUCUCUCCUUCACCGGUGUCUGCUCCCGCUCCACCUGGCCCUCCUCGCUUUCCUGCUUGCGGCGGCCCCUACAGCCGAAGCGUGGACGGGGGAGAUCCGCGGCCGCGUCGUCUGCGACGUCUGCGCCGACUCUGCCAUCGGGCCCGAGGACCACGCCCUCGAAGGCGCUGAGGUUGCUGUUCUGUGCAUUACGAAAUCUGGUGAGGUCAUCAACUACCAGGCAUUCACAAACUACGAGGGCAUCUACAGUGUUGCGGAGACGAUGCCGGAGAGCGACCGGUGGGACUCGUGCCUGGCGAGGCCCAUCAGCAGCUUCCACCAGCAUUGCACGAGGAGGGGCGAUGCACACUCUGGGGUCAAGUUCACAUACAACAAACACUCAGGGAACUCGCACAGCGUUAAGGCAUUCCUGUACAAGCCUGCCAAUAUUCCGCUGUACUGUAGCUGAAAUCCGUAGGAUGGGUUCAUGCCCGGGCCUGAUAUAUAGGUAAACAUGGUGUAAGAUCUGAAAGGGAAGCUGUUGGUCGGUCCCUAUGCUUGUAACGGUCAUUACUGAUGUCAGUCGUUUGAAGGGAUCUGAUGUCGAAUGCCUAAUUGUUGUAAAUCAUUAUAUGUUUUUGACCCAUAUAAAUAGGCGUUUAAACAAA
This is a messenger RNA of Hordeum vulgare subsp. vulgare (domesticated barley), 782 nucleotides long. RefSeq lists its product as uncharacterized. The transcript has 2 exons. Bases 122 to 583 code for a protein of 153 amino acids. NCBI's taxonomy places the organism in Eukaryota, Viridiplantae, Streptophyta, Magnoliopsida, Poales, Poaceae. The record is from RefSeq and is a predicted model, not a curated record.